AUGCUGCACCCCAACAAGACACAGCUCCAUCCUUCCUCCUUUCUUCUGUUGGGGAUUCCAGGGCUGGAAGACGUGCACAUCUGGAUCGGCUUCCCCUUCCUUGCAGUCUAUCUAAUAGCUCUCCUGGGAAACGUUACCAUCCUGUUCGUGAUCCAGACUGAACGCAGCCUCCACCAACCUAUGUUUUACUUCCUGGCCAUGUUGGCCUUCACUGACCUUGGCCUGUCCACAGCCACCAUCCCCAAGAUGCUGGGCAUCUUCUGGUUCAAUCUCAGGGAGAUUGUGUUUGGUGCUUGCAUCACACAGAUGUACACAAUUCACAUAUGCACUGGCCUGGAAUCUGUGGUGCUGACGGUCAUGGCCAUCUGCAACCCCCUGAGGUAUAGCAUGGUCCUCACCAGUAAGGUAAUAGCUAUCCUUGGCAUAGUCAUCAUAUUUAGGACUUUGGUAUUUGUGACUCCACUUAUCUUCCUUAUCCUGAGACUGCCUUUCUGUGAAGUCCGGAUCAUCCCCCACACCUAUUGUGAACACAUGGGUUUGGCAAAGUUGUCUUGUGCCAGUAUUAGGGUCAAUGUUAUCUAUGGCUUGAUUGCUUUCUCUGUGGGAUACAUUGAUCUUUCUGUGAUUGGAUUUUCAUAUGUCCAAAUCCUCAGAGCAGUCUUCCACCUCCCGUCCUGGGAUGCACGGCUCAAGGCACUCAGCAGCUGUGGAUCCCAUGUCUGCGUCAUGUUGGCCUUCUACCUGCCAGCACUCUUCUCCUCCAUGACCCACCGCUUUGGCCACAAUGUCCCUCACUGCAUCCACAUACUUCUGGCCAAUCUAUAUGUGGUUGUACCUCCUGCCCUUAAUCCUAUCAUCUAUGGUGUCAGGACAAAGCAGAUAAGAGAACGAGUACUUAGGAUGCUCAACCCAAAAAGCUAUUGA
Messenger RNA from Capra hircus (goat), 924 nucleotides. Its product is annotated as olfactory receptor 52E5. The coding region runs from base 1 to 924 and encodes 307 amino acids. The record is from RefSeq and is a predicted model, not a curated record. The transcript has a single exon. Gene Ontology annotation, cellular component: membrane. Lineage: Eukaryota; Metazoa; Chordata; Mammalia; Artiodactyla; Bovidae. Gene Ontology annotation, molecular function: G protein-coupled receptor activity; olfactory receptor activity. Gene Ontology annotation, biological process: G protein-coupled receptor signaling pathway.